Messenger RNA from Fonsecaea multimorphosa CBS 102226, 3120 nucleotides. RefSeq lists its product as uncharacterized. The transcript has a single exon. Gene Ontology annotation, cellular component: nucleolus. Gene Ontology annotation, biological process: regulation of DNA-templated transcription. Gene Ontology annotation, molecular function: rDNA binding; transcription factor binding. The record is from RefSeq and is a predicted model, not a curated record. Bases 1 to 3120 code for a protein of 1039 amino acids. Lineage: Eukaryota; Fungi; Ascomycota; Eurotiomycetes; Chaetothyriales; Herpotrichiellaceae.
AUGUCCAAAAAACGAAAGAGAGAAGUCGACGUCGAGCUCGUCAAAGUCUACGAAGACCUGGCCGAUGAACAAGAGAACGUUCGUCUCGCUGCGGCCCAUACCUUGCUCUCCAAAAUCUACAAGCCAGGCAUCACCAGCCAUGAGCAGACCAAAACCAUCUUGACACGGCUCUUCCGCGGACUCUGCAGUAGUCGCAAAUCAGCCCGCCUGGGCUUUUCUGUCGCCCUGACCGAACUUCUUUCUCAGCUUGCAGCUGCCCCGGACGUGUCUCCCGAAAGCCAUGUUUCUGUCUCGGCUGUCAUUGACCUACUUGAAGCCCAGACCCUGCCGGAGAAGGGAACCUCUGGCCAGGACGAGCGCGACCAUUAUUUUGGCAGGGUGUUUGGUGCUGACGCCAUCCUGAAGUCGGGCAUUGUCUUCGGCAAGAAAACGGAUCAAAGUCACUUCAAGCGUCUGCUAGAUAUCGUUUGUGCCUUAGCAAUCAAGAAGCCGUGGCUUCGUCAAGAAUGUGGUUGGGUGCUUUACAAUUGCAUUGUAUCCGACCAGGACGACUUGCCCGAGUCGUUGUCGUUACACAUAAUUGACAAGCUGGUAGCGAACAAGCUCAUUCGUACACCCGAAGGUGUGGCCAUCUGGUUGGUGGCGUCUAGGCGCUUUCCCAGUGUCAAAUUGCCCAAAUCCACUUGGAAGAGUGGUCAUCCACUGGUGAAGAAAGAUGUGAAUAUCCUUGCCGAUAUCCUCAAAGAUGCAAAAGUCCAACAGGAGGAAGGGGACUCCGAUCUGAAGUCCCAAGGUUCUGCCAGGUGGUCUGCUAAUCUACAUUUUGCAUGGGAGGUUGUGCUGGCCGAAACCUUCAGAAAUACCUCUCGGGAAUCUGGAGUUAGGAAGGACGUGAAAAAUAGUAUUCGAGGCGAUGACAAGAUUACCUUCGACCUCUUCUGGAAAGUCGUUGUGGAUGAGAGUCUCUUCGCACCUGCAAGCAGCGCCGAGCGCAAGUCCUGGGGGUUCAGUCUCUGGAAAAAGAUUUUCGAAACAGCCCCCCCAGAGCUAUUGAUCUACACAUUCACACCACAAGCGACUCGUUGUCUAGCCAACUCUCUUAAGAGCUCAGAGAGAUUUCUCCAGAGAUCUGCCCAAAGACUGUCCCAAGUCAUUCAGGCCCGCUUGGCCGACACUGAGCCCCGGGAUCAGCGGGCCAACCUCGCCGCAACCUAUGUUCAAGCUCUGUUACAGAGUGUCUCGGUUGGCGACUUUGAUCAGAUCACCAAAUCAAAAACUCUGCAAAGCCUGUUCGAAGCAAAACAAACGGGUGUGGUAGAGGGCAUUAGUUUUGCUCUGACCGACCUUCUGAAGCGAUCUUCUGAAGAGAAGGAGAAGAAGACGACUCUUUUGCAACAGAAAACGAUCUUAAAUCUCCAGUGGAAGAUGAUUUCCGCAAGGCUCCGCCGCUGGGAGCAGAUUCAAAUGCAACAAGAGGGCGAUAUCGACGAAACCGAGAAGGAACUUGUGUCCAGCGUACUCCAGUCAUGGCUCAGAGAAGUCUGUAUCUCACCAACUUCCAACCGUCUUCAUAAUCUAAACGGUGAAUUUCUACCAGAGGCUCGCGACUUUGCGAAAGAACGUCUCAGCUUAGCCUUUGAGCAAGCCCUCAAACUCGGCUCUCUAGGUUGUUGGCUACUGAAGCAUGUGCUCCUCCAUAUCCGCGAAUUAGAGGCGCUCAACGUCCAGAUGAGCACUGCCUUCGAGGACGAUAUUAAGGCCAUCGUGGAAACAGCCUGGCAGAACCUGGCAAAUAUUCAGACCAAUACCCAGAUGUCCUCAACAGUCGACCGAGCGCCAGCCAAAGCUUCGAAAACGGCUGUACACGUAAAAGUUUUGUCUUUUCCAGAGGGAUUGAGUCUGCUUUAUUCGUUACUGCUCUUCCAGAUCUACAGUGGGGAGACAGAAGCUGUGCAAAUCUUGCAGGAAGUGCUUGAAAACUGGAGUCGACGGACAGAUAACCAGAAAAGCAACGCGUCAACUGACAACGGACAGGUGUCUGCCGACGCUAUCAUGGAGAUUCUCCUCAGCUUUGUCUCAAGGCCGUCGAAGUUCAUGAGGCGGAUAACUAUUGACAUCUUCGACGCCUUCGCCCCCAACAUCACUGCUACUGGUCUCGAAGCCAUGUGCCGCAUCCUCGAAACGAAAGAAAACCUUCAGGGACAGCAAGAGAUGUUCGAAGCGGGAGAUGUUGAGAAUGAGGAUGAAGAGCAGCUUGCUUCUGAAUCAGAGAUGGAAGGCUUAGACUCGGAUGUCGAACUCACUUCUAUUUCGGAGUCUAGCCAAUCAGCGGAAACCACAGAUUCGGAAACAGACGACGAAUCUACAGACUCUCAAGCAUCGGCAGGGGAGGAGGAGGAGGAGGAUGCAGAGCUGGCCGCGUUUGAUGCAGCCCUUGCAUCAGCACUUGGCACAAGGCGACUCAACCAAGAUGAUCUCGAUGCUGCGUCAGAUGCUUCUGAAUCGUCCUCUGAUGCUGAUAUGGGGGAUGAUGAAAUGAUGCAAUUAGAUUCAAAGCUUGCAGAAGUCUUCCGCGCGCGAAGUGAGCAACAAUCAAAGAACAAAAGGAAAGAAGCGAAGGAGGCAAAGGAGAACAUUGUCAAUUUCAAGAACCGUGUGCUCGAUCUUACCGAGUCAUAUUUUAAGCACCAACAACACAACCCUCUGACCAUGGACUUGAUUCUGCCCCUCCUCAAGCUCGCAAGAACGACGCAAACCAAGCAGCUGGCCGACCGUGCUUGCAAUAUCCUACAGCAAUUCUGCUCGCGAUGCAAAGGGCCCAACGCCCCCGACUUACCAAGCGACUGCUACAGUGGACAUGUGAUUGAUGUUCUUAAGUCAAUUCACGAGGAAGCAGGCAUGGAGUCAUCGCACGCACACUCUAAUGCGGCAAGUCUAUCGAGCAUUUUAGUUGCAAAGGCCCUCGUCAGAGCCAAUGCAACGAAUAUCAAAUCGAUUGUCGAGAUAUACGCGUCGACAAGAUUGAGGCAACUAACAGACAAGAAAUGUAGGGUAUUGCCGGGCUUCUUCACAGACUGGAACAAUUGGUGUCAAAGUACCAGAGAGAAGCUAGUGGGAUGA